This is a messenger RNA of Cornus florida, 778 nucleotides long. Its product is annotated as H/ACA ribonucleoprotein complex subunit 2-like protein. Lineage: Eukaryota; Viridiplantae; Streptophyta; Magnoliopsida; Cornales; Cornaceae. Gene Ontology annotation, biological process: snRNA pseudouridine synthesis; rRNA pseudouridine synthesis. The record is from RefSeq and is a predicted model, not a curated record. The coding region runs from base 91 to 564 and encodes 157 amino acids. The transcript is spliced from 4 exons. Gene Ontology annotation, molecular function: box H/ACA snoRNA binding. Gene Ontology annotation, cellular component: nucleolus; box H/ACA snoRNP complex.
CACUUCACAUCUAAACCCUAGCACCAUCAACCAAAAACCCCUGUCUACUUUGUGCUUCUCGUUAGAGGAAGAAAGUAUUAGAGGAGAGAGAUGGGAAGCGAUAAUGAAGCAGAGAAGUCGGCGCAGAAGGAGAAAGAGAAUAAGAAGUUGUUAGCUUUGGCCCCCAUUGCCAAACCCCUUGCUGGAAAAAAGCUCUCUAAGCGAACCCUCAAACUCGUCCGCCGAGCUGCCGAACACAAAUGCCUGAAGAGAGGAGUCAAAGAAGUUGUCAAAAGUAUUCGGCGUGGUAACAAAGGAUUAUGUGUCAUAGCAGGGAACAUAUCUCCUAUUGAUGUCAUCACUCAUGUUCCAGUCUUAUGUGAGGAGUCUGAAAUACCCUACAUAUACGUUUCCUCAAAAGAAGAUCUUGCAAAUGCAGGAGCCACGAAAAGGCCGACGUGCUGUGUUCUGGUGCUAACCAAGCCUACCAAGGGGGAAUUAGGCCAGGAGGAACAAGAAAAACUGAAGGCAGAUUAUACCCAAGUUGUAUCAGAUGUGUCCGAACUUGCUUCCUCUAUGUUUUGAAGGACAACAAAAACUAUGGUAUCUGUGCUUUUUUUUCUAAAUGAUGUACUUUGUUUUGGUUUGAGAUGCCAUGUGGUUAUUAUAUAACAUGCAGUUAGGUUGCUUUAUUUAUUUAUAUGUGCUUGGUAUAACAUAUCAACCCAUGCCCAGUUCUUAUGGUUCAUGUAUGUCUUUCCUACUAAAGAGCAAGUUGGUUAUCCAAUUCUCUUCCAAA